CGGAGGGAUUCUGUUAUUCCCUCCGCUGAAGAAUAUCAAUCGCAGAUUUGCAGUGUGGCUAAUGAGCAGAGUAGAUCCUCUGUCACAGACAAUUGUAGUUAAUAACUGUAAGAGAAUCAAGUUUAACAAAAUGGACGUGGAGAAAGUAUUCGGAAUACCUUGCCAUGGUAAGGUUGUAUCGGAUUGUAACAUGCCACGAAAGGUUAUAAUUCCUACGGUCAAAAAGUCUUACCCGGGAACAGACGCAAGGGAGAAUCGAAGUAUAAAGGCAGCACAAGAAGUAGUAGAGAAGCAGUGUAGUGGCACUAUGACAGAUACAGAACAGGAUGCAUUUAAAGUUGCAUUUGUAAUAUAUCUAAUGUCAACUUUACUAGCUCCUGGAUCAAAGUAUGACUAUGUCUCUUUGGAAUAUUGGGGCGCUCUGGUUGAGCCAGCAAGCAUCAAAGAUUUCGACUGGUGCGAGUAUGUACUCAGAAAAUUAUUACAAGCAGUUGUCAAGCUGAAGAAUGAACUACAAGUAGGCAACAAGGUUUCCAAUAUUACAGGGUGCUCUGUCUUCCUACAGAUUCUGUACCUGGACAGUAUAGAUAUUGGAGUAAUGAACAUGGAGCAUUCAUCAUUCCCGCGAAUCAAGCAUUUCGCAGCAGAAGAGCUGAAAUCAAUGAUUCUUGCUGACAGCUUAAGCAGGAAACCAGACAACCUCGACUUUGAGUAUGGGAGAAGUCAGCUGCGUGAGGCCGCUGGAAUAUGUUACUCUUGGGCAUGCCAGUCUUUCAGCGCGUGUGCAGGAAAAAUAGGCACUACUUUGCCAGGCCUAUGGGAAGUUGCAUGCUCCUUCUCACGUGCACUUGGAGUUCAUAUGAAGGCUGCAGGGGCUCUGUUUUUUGCAGUAGCUGAAUUUGAGGUGUUAAGCACCAGGAAUCAAUGCAACCACUCUUCAAGCAUCGCAUCAGUUCUAUCAACAAUAAUCGAGCCUUUCACGAGAGGAUUCUGCUACACAACAUGCAGGGAGCUGGCAAUAGGAUGGAUAGAGUGUGAUAUUUCAAAGAUGCUGGAUGAAGCCUCAUUGUUUGUUUGCUCUAAAUGGCAACAUAGAAUAUGUGAAUACGAGAUCCAGCCAGCAAGAUCCACCAUUUCUGCUGAGUCAGCCAAUCUAGAAAGCUGCAAAUGUAAGAAGAGGCCGAGAGAUUAUGCAGCCAGCAGAAAACAUUAAGCAGCACGUGCAUCAUACCAAUCCACAAAACCAAAUGUCAACUUUAUAUUCCCCAGGAGGCACCUUAAGCAAGGAUGAACAGGCAACCAUAACAAGGGAUGAAGAUGCAACCAUAAGAAGGGAGUUUAUCCCACAUUCUGCAUCUACAACUGGGACAUUACUCAAAGCUCUCAAGGAUUAUCAUCCGAACAUACAAUUCGACACUACACCAUUGCCACAGAAAGAUUCAGGCACUCUUGAUCUGCAGACAGAUACCGUUAACAGUAGCCAAGGAGACAAGACAAGAUCGAGGGGGCCACCGAUCUUCGACGAUUCAAUCAGCAACCAGAAGAAAAAGACAUAUGUUUGGCACAACACAUAGGAAACAUAUAUUGAGUUGAACACAUAGGAAAUUUUGUUCAUCAGACACACAAAUCUGCUAUCAGUUUGGCUUACACAGACACUUAAAUCUGCUAUCAGUUUGGCUUACACAUACACACAAAUAUGCCUUCAGUUUGGCUUACACAUACACACAAAUAUGCCACCAGUUUGGCUUACACAGACACACAAAUGCUAAACAAGAGACAUUCAUAACUAAUAACAUAAUCAGUUUGUCAUA
This is a messenger RNA of Panicum virgatum (switchgrass), 1811 nucleotides long. RefSeq lists its product as uncharacterized. NCBI's taxonomy places the organism in Eukaryota, Viridiplantae, Streptophyta, Magnoliopsida, Poales, Poaceae. The transcript is spliced from 9 exons. The record is from RefSeq and is a predicted model, not a curated record. Bases 62 to 1213 code for a protein of 383 amino acids.